AUAGAAUAUGACAAUAUGAGCAAAAGUGAAUCAAGUUUCAAUCACUAUUCUAAACUUAACAGCAAUGAUGAUGAGACACAACUGAGCAAAACAAAACGUGUGUGUGUGUCAUAUUUGCCAUAUAAACUUCAAGGACACUCGUACAAUACUGAUAAGAUGUUUAAAUUGAGUGACAAAUUGGUGAUGUUGGUUACUGGAGAACCCGGGGAUACGGUACAAUUUGCUGAAUAUAUUGCCAAGAACAUUCAGCUUUAUAAAAUGAGAAAUGGCUAUGAACUUAGUCCAAAUGCAGCUGCUAACUUCACACGGAAAAAUUUGGCUGAUUACUUAAGAACUUCAUCGCCAUACAAUGUGAAUUUCCUACUGGCUGGGCAUGAUGGCACAGAUGGCCCAUCCUUGUUCUAUAUGGACUACUUGGCCUCUCUGUCUGAAGUCCCAUUUGCUGCCCAUGGCUAUGGAGCUUAUUUUACCCUCAGCAUCCUUGAUCGUUACUAUGAUGAAGAUUUGACUGAGAAAGAUGCCUAUCAGUUGUUGCAUACUUGUCUUGAUGAAUUACAAAAGAGAUUUGUAAUCAAUCUGCCUUCAUUCCAUGUUAGAGUUAUUGACAAGAAUGGUAUACGGGACCUACCGACAAUUCACUUAAACAUAAUAGAUAAUUGAUUCUCAUAGUUGUAUUUUCUAUUUCUUUCAUUUUCCACACGUCCACUGAGAAUAAACAAAUGUUCAUAAAAAUAAAA
Molecule: messenger RNA, 737 nt
Organism: Octopus bimaculoides (California two-spot octopus)
Lineage: Eukaryota; Metazoa; Mollusca; Cephalopoda; Octopoda; Octopodidae
Product: proteasome subunit beta type-2-like
Biological process (GO): proteasomal protein catabolic process
Cellular component (GO): cytoplasm; nucleus; proteasome core complex
Source: RefSeq, a predicted model, not a curated record